Messenger RNA from Akanthomyces muscarius, 1314 nucleotides. RefSeq lists its product as uncharacterized. Bases 1 to 1314 code for a protein of 437 amino acids. The record is from RefSeq and is a predicted model, not a curated record. NCBI's taxonomy places the organism in Eukaryota, Fungi, Ascomycota, Sordariomycetes, Hypocreales, Cordycipitaceae. Gene Ontology annotation, molecular function: transcription coactivator activity. Gene Ontology annotation, biological process: regulation of transcription by RNA polymerase II. The transcript has 4 exons. Gene Ontology annotation, cellular component: SAGA complex.
AUGCCCGACAUCGAUCCCGCGGCGCUGAGUCGCCCAUCGAAUAUUUCAACCCCGCUGCUAUCAACAAAAUCUCUAUCAAGUUUUGGAAGCGCACAAAAGGCCAAGUCUAGCCAGAUUCCUGGGCGAAUCGACCUUGAGCCUCUCUACAGCGAACUGAAGCAAGCCAUCGGCGCCGAGCACUGGCAAAUAUACAAGGAAGCCACAACAGAGUUCUUCAUCGGUAGCCUUAAUCAGAAUGAGUACUCGGAACGAAUCGACCCGAUCAUCGCCGGACAAAAUGGAGAGAAGGACCAUUUACACAACCAACUCAUCGCUGCCAUUUAUGGCAACGUCACGAGGGAAAUGCCUGACCAAGGCCUGGCACCCUGGGUCAGCUCUAAUGAUAAGCCGACUGCCAGCGCCAGCAAGACCGUCACCGGCGAUGCCGCAGAGCGCCGUUUAAAGGGCGAUGUUAUGCAGCUGCCCGCGAGAGAUAGACGGCGCAUCAAAGAUUUGACGCACAACGAGUUCGAUAUCAACGAAAACCUCUCAAGCAUAUUCACGGAAUCCCGGCGCAAGACACCACAAGAUGCAUCAUCAAGUGCUCCUGGUGGUAUUAACAAUAUGAAUUUUGAACUAGAGAUUCGAAAACGAUUUACGCAACCGCUCGCUAUAGAGUCUGGCGAAUUCCCCGAUGUCGGCGUCAUUACCAGCCGCAUGCUUCCCUUUUGCUACGAAGCCGGCCUUCCGAGCGGCCAUUCUGCAGAAGCACCCCAAUUAAUGUCAAUCGCCACAGACGCGUUUAUCAAGGAGAUGCUCACGCAGGUAUUUGCUCGCACAAGAAGCAAUGGCCCCGGAGAUUCAGGGAGUGCCGGCUACGGAGUGGGCACGCAAUGGAUACAAACUCACAACUAUAAGCGCCAGCUACAUCUCGAAGAGGAGGCUGCGCACCGCGGAGAGCUUUCACGCGACAAGGCUGGCUUUCUGCCUGUAGAAGCGCGAGCCGCGGGAGAGCAAGGCCCGUUGUGCAUGGCAGAUGUCCGUGUCGCUUUGGAGAUUGCAGACUCUAGCAUGUCCCAAUUUCCCAUCCUCAUGCGCCAGAUAUUGUGUGGAUAUCGCGAAGGCGAACUAGAAAACUGGAAUGAUCAUGCCUGGAUCGAUGGCUAUGAACCAGGCCAUGUGGACGAGUUGACAAAUGGCUACGACUCAUCUGUACUUGUCAACGGAAUGGACCCCAUGGAUAUCGACAUGGAAAUCGGCUGGGAAGGUGCAGAAGACAGUGACACGGACAUGCUCGAUGGCAUGCUCGAUGGAUGCUUGGCCGUCGGGUCAUAG